UGAUUGCCGUCUGUCAUUUACAAUGCGCUGAAAAUUACCGAUGCGUACGCGCGUUUGCUGUUGCGUUCGCUGCUUGAGCUGGUUCGCUGCGAGUAAGUUCGCAAUACGUUCACGGCCGUUCGAGUGUGUAUGUGCACACGCUCUCUUGCCGAAAGUGAACACGGCCGUUGCGCUCGCGCGCGCGCGAGCAACCGUGCGCGAGAUAGGCACCCUUGGAGGUUAAUCUCUCAUUCUCGCUCCGCUGUAUAUAUAUAUAUAUAUAUAUGUGUAUAUAUAUAUACACACACAUCAUACAUACAUACACACGAACACACACACGCUAAUAAUACAACCGAUUCAGCCUGACACACGUACCGUGCGAUCGGACGUGUCUCGAGUAUCAGACGUGUGCGGUAUCGCGAGCGAAGUACGUGAGUAUUUGACGUGCGCCACGCGCGCACUCACUUAUGUGCGCGAUGUGAUUCCUUAUCCUUGAGAGUGUUCAUCAAAGUUUUACGAUACACACCGUUUCCCCGAGGAGAACGAAGGAGUGAGGAUGCCGUAAAUGUCAAAUCCGUAUUUCUCGUGUUUUUAUGAAGCAGGAGGAGCCAUACUCGAGCCUGAGUUACCUCGGAUAGCAGGCGAUGUGGAUUAGUGGUUACAGAGAAGAUUCCAUGGAUCAAAUAUUCAACGAUCUCAUACACGAGUGCAAAUAUGUGGCGCCCGGGGCACAGCUGACUUACUCCCUCAGGAAUCGCCUGGAGAAGUAUAAGAAGGUGCGGACAGAAAUAGUGUCCCGUACGAAGGACGGUUGUGCUCCGCUGUUCAUCGCCUGUAAGAGGGGCAAUGUGGAGAUUGUGGAUUAUUUGAUUACCGUGUGCGGUGCUAACGUCGAACAGAGAGGGAAGUACGAAGUGCCGGACGAGAGGUCCGUUCAUUGUGUCACACCGUUGUGGUGCGCCGCUGUUUCUGGAAAACUUCCCGUUAUGAAAUGCCUUAUAUCCCAUGGAGCUGAGAUCAACGCAGUUUCGGAUUCCGGUUCUACUCCUGUCAGAUCUGCGUGCUUCAUGACACAUUUGGAUAUCGUCUCUUAUCUAGUGGAACACGGCGCCGAUAUACUAAAAGCGAAUUACAACGGCGGGACGUGUUUGAUAAAUUCUGUACAAAGUGUAGAAUUAUGCACUUAUCUCUUGCAACACGGCGCCGAUGUGAAUGCGACGGAUAUUCAAAACAAAACUGCCUUACAUUACGCCAUUCAGGAGCAUAGGCUCGAGACUACUAAACUUCUCUUAGAACACAAUGCGAAUCCUCAUCUUAAGUCUAGAUAUAAUGACGAUGCUCUUCAGACUGCCUGCCUUAAAGGAGCCAUUCAUAUAUUCGAAUACUUAGUGGACACGGUAGCGUAUUCGCCGGAAAAACUGGCGGACGCGAACGAAUUGAUGGGGUCUACAUUUUUGGAUGAGCAUAAUGACACCCAUACGGCGUUACGGUAUUGGCGGAGAGCGAUGGCGAUCAGAAUCGCCAACUCGGUCGACGGAGCACCUUUGCCGAAAAGGCCUGUGCUACCGAAAUGCGAGGCUUACAGAAACGCCAGGGAGUUCGCGACUCUCGAAGAACUGAAUGCCGUUGCGCUCGACCUGGACGCAAUUAGAAUACAAAGUUUACUCAUAUGCGAGAGGGUAUUAGGCCCGCAUCACAAGGAUACGCUCUUCCAUCUGAUGUUCCGGGGUGCGACUUAUGCGGACGCGCUCAGGUAUCAAAACUGCAUAGACUUGUGGCGGCGAGCGUUAGAGAUCAGAGUCGAGAAGGAUUCGAUUUUGUACACCGAUACCUGCUUCGCCGCGCAAGUCCUCCUAAGGCUGAUGGUAGAUCUAAAUGAGAAAACGUUGGAAGUGGUGGAUCGUAAUCAAGACACACAGGAGCCAAAAUUUCGAGAUGUCGUAGCGAUCUUCAAAUUGCUCUCCGGCCAAUUAACGGAAGCUAGAGAGCUGUUGGAGAAACGUCCCGUGCACAAGAGACAAAAGGACUGUUACGAGCGUAUCCUGAAGUGCGUGACGCAUCUCAUCUACUUGUUGGUGGAAACAGCGAGAUCCGAGGACGAGAAGGAUCUGAUGCACCAACUAGUCCGUGAUUUAGUGAAGAAAAACCCGAGAUCCGUUUACACGGGGGAUACGCUGCUUCAUUUGUGCGUUUCUAGCUUAAAUACGGUCAAUUCGAAUUAUUUUAAUCCUGCGGACGAUAUACAUACGAUCUUUCCACGCCUGGAUGUCGCUAAAUUGCUCUUGGAAUGUGGAGCGUACGUUGAUGCGAAGAAUAUCUUACGCUCGACGCCUUUACACAUAGCGAGUAGAGGCUGCAAUUUCGAUAACCACCUCGUGAAAUUGCUAUUGGAUUACGGGGCGCAUUUAGAUACACCAAAUAGAGCGGGCGAUACUCCAGCGCGACUGUUGUCUUGCAACCCUUUGAACACGGUGAAUCUUGUUAGCUACAUUAGCCUUCAGUGUCACGCCGCUCAGGCUAUUUAUAAAUAUGGAAUUCGCGGCACGGAUUUGCCUGUUACGCUACAUCAUUUUCUAGAACUCCAUAAGGAAUGACAUUAUUGGACAUGAUAAUAACAACAAUAAAAACAACAACAACAACAACAACAAUAAUAAUAAUAAUAAUAAUAUAUUUUCAAAUACGAACGUUUUGGUGCGCAUUGAGAACAGUCGUAUAAUGUAAUUUAUCGUAAUCCCAAAAUGUAUGUGUGACAAUAUCGAAGGAAUUAUGAAUGUAUAGUGAUAUGAUGUACGUUAUGCUAAUUACUAAUAUUUGUAAUUGAUUAGUACUAAUUGUAAGUAAGUCCAUAGGUGAGGCAUACGUAACAUAAAAUAGUGAGAUUUAUACUAAUAUCGGGAUUUUAAUUGAAGAAAGUAUCUAUGUUUAGAAUGCUAAAAUUCCUGUUAAAUUAUGAUCUAAGUUGUAAAUGCAGCGGCGGACAGGCUUAAGGUAUCAAACUGAAAAGACUGAGCGAAAAAAAAAAGAAGAUUCUUCUUCUGCAAACUUUCUCAGUUAGAUACUCUGCAAUAUGUAAAAUAUCGUUUUCAUACCUCUGUACGAUAAAACUCGCGUGACUUGACUAAUGAAGUGUUACGCACACUAUCGUUGUCUAUGAAGAAGAAGAAAAAUAAAAGAUGUUCGGGUCUUCCUAGCUCCUCUAGAUGCUGAGCUCGAUUUUGAUAUGCUUAUCGUAGGGCAAUCCCUUUUCGCUCGUGGAAAUAUGUUAAACAGGCGAUAAAUGGGAAAUUGUGAAAAAUUGUGUAUAGUUAUUGAGAUACUGUUUACGCAGCGAGGUAAUGUUGGUAAACGAUUUUCUGGUGUCUACCGAGCAAGAUUUGAAGAAUAUCGUUAUUAACGCUAAAGAUAAUUCGCGUUUAAACAUUGCCAUAACCAGCAAUGUGAGAUUACUUGUCUCAGAAAGAAAAUAAGCAAAGGUGCAUAAAAAGAAAAAAAAACACCAUGUAACAGGAGGAUGUGAAAUUAGUAUAGCGUUAAUUAAAGUUUCUCUUUCACAAGUUCUCUUUGCUAAAUUUAAUUUAUUUUUUUAUCUUAAUCCCCUACUUGUAUCUGGUCUACGUACUUUUAAGUGUAUUUUUGUAGUUGUUUCGCAAAUUUUAUUAAUAUUUUAAUAAAUUUACAAUAAAAUAAUAAAUUAAUGAUUAAUCAAUUAAAGCCACUAGUGAAUCACACAAUGCUGGUUUUGAGAAAGGCAAUGUUAAAACUAUUGCGGUGCUAUAAAAAAAAUGAAUUCUGAUAAUGUAAGGAACAAAGUAGUACAGAGCGAAUCUUUGCACAGAGACGUCGUCUAGAUUAUAAUAAAAGUCGAUACUUGUGCUUUCUUCA
This is a messenger RNA of Dinoponera quadriceps, 3861 nucleotides long. RefSeq names its product protein fem-1 homolog A. The transcript is spliced from 9 exons. Gene Ontology annotation, molecular function: protein binding. Bases 624 to 2573 code for a protein of 649 amino acids. The record is from RefSeq and is a predicted model, not a curated record. NCBI's taxonomy places the organism in Eukaryota, Metazoa, Arthropoda, Insecta, Hymenoptera, Formicidae.